Messenger RNA from Scleropages formosus (Asian bonytongue), 1623 nucleotides. RefSeq names its product prostaglandin D2 receptor 2-like. Gene Ontology annotation, cellular component: plasma membrane. Gene Ontology annotation, biological process: complement receptor mediated signaling pathway; positive regulation of cytosolic calcium ion concentration; phospholipase C-activating G protein-coupled receptor signaling pathway. The record is from RefSeq and is a predicted model, not a curated record. The coding region runs from base 229 to 1419 and encodes 396 amino acids. Lineage: Eukaryota; Metazoa; Chordata; Actinopteri; Osteoglossiformes; Osteoglossidae. The transcript has 4 exons. Gene Ontology annotation, molecular function: G protein-coupled receptor activity; complement receptor activity.
CCUUCUUAUUAAGGGCGGAGGGAUGACAGGAUCAUAGAGGAAACAGAAGAAGAUGCACGAAGCCAGACAAAAAGAAGCAAACUUCUGAGACAGGCAGGAAAGAAGGAAGAACAGAGAAGCACAGAAAACGCAAGCGGGAUUUUGAAAACUGCAGGGGCUGCCGGGAUUCCACCAUUCCGACUUGGCACAGUUCUUGGACAACAGGACAUUAUAAGAGGGUACAAGGUCAUGGUGAGAAACCACCAACACGACAUGGGAGAGUGCAACAGGAAUAAUAUGACCCUUGGAAAUGACACGCUCGUUUGCCCCCUCCUGCGCAGCAUGUUGACCAGCUUGUCCCUAAACCAGAACCAGAACACGAACUUGGCCGUGGUGGCCGUACAUGGCAUCUUCUCAGGCAUGGGCAUCCUGGAGAAUGCGCUCAUCCUGUGGGUGGUGGGCUUCCGUGUGCGGCGCACGGUGGCGGCCGUAUGGGUGCUCAACUUGGCACUGUCUGACUUCCUGGCCACGCUCACGCUGCCGCUCUUCACGUACUAUCUUUACUCUUCGCACAGCUGGAAACUGGGCGAGCCGCUGUGCGUGGCGCAGUCGACUCUCUUCUUCCUUAACAUGUUCGUCAGCGCCUUUCUGCUGGCUGUUAUCAGCCUGGACCGCUGUCUUCUUGUGAUGCAACCCAUCUGGAGUAGGAGGCAACGCUCGGUUGCAACUGCCUGGAAGAUCUGCGGCCUGGGCUGGCUGUUGGCAGCCAUCAACACGGUGCCCUACUCUAUAUUCCGUGCCGUCUCCUGCAAGACUGAUGGGCGAAACCUUUGCUACCACAACUUUGCCCGCUUCUCCACUCCAGCCACCCUGAACCACGACUGCCGGCUGCGUCAGGAAACCACGGCCAUGAGCAAGCUGCUCCUGGCCUUCCUCAUCCCAUUGAGCGUGAUCGCCGCCAGCUACAUCAGCCUUAGCAGGAAGCUGCAGCAACGGCAGGUCAUGCGGGAGAACCGCAUGUUGAACGGCAACAUCCAACACUGCUCUGCCACUGGCCGCUUCGCCAGCCCGCUCUCGCCCAGGUUCUCCAAGAUGGUCGUGGCUGUGAUCAUGGUCUUCAUCCUCACCUGGUCCCCAUACCAUGCCUUCUGUCUUCUCGAGGUGACCUCUGAGUACUAUCCGAACAUUCGGAAGGUCGUGGAGGUGGGCCUCCCAAUCGCCACCACGUUCUCCUUCCUGAACGCGGUCCUAAACCCCUUCUUGUAUGCCUUCAGCUGCCCGCACUUUUGCGUCAGAAUUCGGGAGAGUAUGGGCGCCCUCUUGGAGGGGCUGCUGGACGAAGGGAUUUUAAGGUCACAACUGAGGGCCGAGUCCAGAAGGUUUUCCAGUUUUCGUGGCACCACUACAACCAAUGGUAUAGAGUUCAAUGGGUUUGCUUAAGACAGUAAGUUAAAUUCGGUUGUUCGCUGGCUGGACCAGACAUCUCCUGGACUCGGACCUCUAGGAGAAAGAGCAGCCUGAUGUAUAUUGUAUGUUAGCACUUUGUUAAUGUAAUUAUUGUCUAUAAUGUGCUGGUUAGUGAGAAGAAAAUUUCAUAUGACAGAAACAACAAUGUCUGUGCUCAUCUGUGAAUCUAAUAGUUUA